CCGCUUGCUGCUUUUGGAAACGGAGGAGGGGAAAUCGGGGACAGAGGACUGUGGGAGGGACGAACAUUGGAUCUGGAUUAGAUCUUGCGAAGCAAGUGACAAUGUAGCCGAGUCUGAAUUUCGUGUCGGAGUUUAGAAAUAUUCCAUCUAUUCCACAAAUAAACUGUUUAUGUGUUAUUAUGACAUUGAUGAAGUAACCUACGUAUGUACGAGGAAAUAAGGAGUAAGAUUUGCUUUUCUAUGGGAGACUCGAUAAUACUUUCAUUGAGUUAUUGGAAGGCUACGAUUACUUUUGCUUGAUUUUGGACGUUGAGUGCUUUCUGAAAACUGCCACCAAUGACAUGUAUUCCUGCUUUCUAACAUGCAACAACAACAGUGUAUAAGGAUUUGGAUGGCUGGAUCGAGCUGUUCCAUUCCAGCCUACACUGUACUCUGACCACAGCUGCCGACGGAGGCCUACAUCGCAUCAACGGUAGCGCCACACGACUUCAUUCCCCAACGCACUCUGGAAAUAACAUCUUUCACAAACACAGACAGAAAGUUGAACAGGAAAUUAAGCAGCAACAGAGAUUUUCCAUUUCUCCGGGCCUCCCUGGGCUUGGCAACCGUAACCGACCUCGGAAUUGAAACCACUUAUUUAAGGCUGAGAGACUCUUACGGGCCCUCACCUGUCAGCUGUGUUGGUUUAUCUGAGAGUCUGAGGACAGGAGCUCUGAGGUUGUUGAUGCUACUGUUCCCCAGCAUGGCGUUGUGAGGUACUGUCUUACCCGUACUCUCGACGGUCACCACUAAAGCUCUUACGCGCCCCCGGGGAAUCAUGGGAAAGGAGCAGGACCUUCUGCAGGCUGUCAAGAACGGGGACCUGCCCUCCACUCAGAAGCUACUGACCAAGCUCAAAGCCAGCCGAAACAAGUUGCUGGGCUCCACAAAGAGACUAAAUGUCAACUACCAGGAUGGAGACGGGUUUUCAGCGCUGCAUCAUGCGGCUCUCACCGGAACAACGGAGUUGCUGGCGAUGCUGCUGGAGGCCCAGGCCGUUGUGGACAUCAAAGACAGCAAUGGUAUGCGUCCUCUCCACUAUGCGGCGUGGCAGGGCAAGUCCGACUCAGUCCUCAUGCUGCUCCGAUCCGGUGCGGGAGUCAACGGCGUCUCCCAGGACGGACACAUCCCCCUGCACCUGGCCGCACAGUAUGGACACUACGACGUGUCUGAGAUGCUGCUGCAGCAUCAGUCCAACCCCUGUCUGAUCAAUAAAGCCAAGAAGACACCCCUAGACCUGGCCUGUGAGUUUGGCAGAGUUAAGGUGGCCCAGCUGUUGUUGAGCAGUAACAUGGUGGUGGCUCUGUUGGAGGGCGAUAGGAAGGAGCCCACGGACUCGGCCUUCAACACGCCGCUGCACCUCGCUGCACGCAAUGGGCACAAGGACAUCAUCCGGUUGCUGCUGAAAGCAGGCAUCGACAUCAACAGGGCCACCAAGGCUGGGACUGCCCUGCACGAGGCUGCCCUCUAUGGCAAGACGGAGGUGGUCAAACAGCUGCUUGAUGCUGGUAUAGAUGUGAACAUCCGUAAUACGUACAACCAGACGGCCCUGGACAUCGUGAACCAGUUCACCACCUCUCACGCCAGCAAAGAAAUCAAGCAGCUCCUAAGAGAUGCUACAGGUGUCCUGCAGGUGAGAGCUCUGAAAGAUUACUGGAACCUCCACGACCCCACCGCUCUCAACAUCCGCGCUGGUGAUGUCAUCAUGGUCCUGGAGCAGCACAUGGACGGACGCUGGAAGGGUCACAUCCAUGACACCCAGAGGGGCACGGACCGGGUCGGUUACUUCCCCCCCAACAUCGUAGAGGUCAUCAGCAGACGCUCAGGGGGCACCCUGUCCCGGCACGCCUCUCUACCUACCCAGCGCCAGCAGCUCCUCUCCAGAGCCCCCCUCUCCUCCAGCCUGAGCUCCGCCCCACAGACAGAUGACUCCUACACACUGUACGCCCCCAACAACCCCCACCUGGCCCUCCCCCACGCCAACGGCCUCAGCGCCAACCCAGGUCGGUCUCCCAGCAGCCUCUCCCAGCCUGGUUGUCCCCUCCAGGACAUAUGGGUGCUCAGGAACUCACACGCCACUGGUGACAGGAACAGCGUGGGGAGUACAGGAAGUGUGGGCAGCACUCGCAGCGCCGGGAGUGGACAGAGCACAGAGAGCAACAACAACAACCCUGCCCCUAACGGACCACAGCACCAGACCUCCUCACUGCCCGACACAGCCAAGGUGCAGCCAGCGACAUCUGCUGGAGACUCCAAUAAACAGCCUGACCAGACGGCAGUGGUAAUGGGUGCCCCUCGGAAGCCAGUGGGGACCAUUCAGAGACCAGGGGAGCAGCAGUUUGUCUCCCCACAAUUCAUACGUCCCCAGCAGCUACUGGAGGGCAAGGAUGCAGAGGCCAUCUACCAGUGGCUCAGUGACUUCCAGCUGGAGCAGUACACGGGGAACUUCAUCACGGCUGGCUACGACGUCCCCACCAUCAGCAGGAUGACCCCCGAGGACCUGACAGCCAUCGGCGUCACCAAGCCCGGCCACCGCAAGAAGAUCUCCAUCGAGAUAGGGAACCUCAGCAUCCCUGAUUGGCUGCCUGAAUACAUCCCGUCUGACCUGGUGGAGUGGCUGAGUGCCAUUGGUCUGCCUCAGUACCACAAGAAGCUGUCAGAGAAUGGGUAUGACUCCAUCAGCAUAGUAAGGGAUUUGACCUGGGAAGACCUGCAGGAGAUAGGCAUAACCAAGCUGGGCCACCAGAAGAAGAUGAUGCUGGCAGUGAAGAAGCUGACUGACAUCCACAGAGCCAUCGUGGCUGCAGAGUCGGGCCAGGGCACGCUGCGCCGGAAACCCCCGGGAGCCCUCCACCUGGUCACCAUCGAGCCCCCCGACAGCAACGCGGAAUGCCCGUCGCCCCACACCCCUAAGAUGCUGACAUUCCAGGACAGUGAGCUGAGCGCUGAGCUACAGACGGCCAUGUCCAACCACUACCAGGAGGGCCUCACCAUCAAUUCCGCGGUGGGCAUGUCGCGGAGCCAGGAGAGCAUCGACGCCCGCUCCCGGGGCUCGGGUCGCUCCCAGGACCCCCCCACGGCUUCCAUCAGUCCCCACAGCCGCUCUCAGGAGAGCCUGGGAAGCGGCAGCACCUCCACCAGCCUCAGCUCUGACAGCAGCCCGGCCAAGGAGAGGAACAUUCCCGAGGGCUGGGAUCAGAGGUCCAUCCGGCAGCAGCAACUGGCCAAGCAGGUCCCCCUGGGAGCAGCCACCGUGUUCAAGUACCCGGCCAUUCCAGCCAAGCCCAAGGGCCCUGGGUCUCACUCUCUAGGCUCUUCUCCCCAGGGCUCCCCUGCCCAGAGAGGCUUUAGCUAUCUCCACUCCCACUGUGGCAGCACUGACCUGGGCCGCAGCUCGCCCACCAAGCCCCUGGGACGCGCCUAUCACGCCAUGACACUUGCCGCACCGAAGAAGCGCACCCAGAGCCUGACGCGCUAUGCCCUGUCGGACGGCGAGCCAGACGAGGAUGACGACGACGACAGCGACUCCAUCACCCCGUCCGGCGCCCUGGCGUCCUACGCGACCCUGACCCGGCGGCCUGGGCGAAGCCAGCUGGCCCGCCUGCAGACCACGCCCGAGAAGAAUGGCAACGUUGGACGCAGCCAGUCUUUCGCUGUGCGAGCCCGUAAAAAGGGUCCCCCUCCACCCCCGCCCAAGAGGCUGAGCUCGGUGAGCAGUAGCGCCAGUGCAGGAUCCACAGAGAACAUGGGGCCCUCUGGUGGCGGGGUGCAGACAGACAGCCCCGGGACUGUUAGGAGCAUUACAGCCUGUCUGGAAGCCUCCACUGAGGGGAAGAGCCUGUCCACACCUAGGCUGGACCAACCGAAUCCCUCUCACCCAUCCCUCAACCCCUCAGCACUGGGGCCCAGAGAGGCCUCCGCAGGGGUGAGGAGGAGGGCUCAGAGCGAAUGCGUCCCGGCCCAGGCGGACAUUCCCAAACCGGAACGAGUGGUUAAGUCGGACUCUGAGGAGGAGGAACCGAAAGCCCCAGGCUUAGACGGCACCUCGUCCCCCCACAACAGCUCCAGCGAGUGCAUCCCCUUCGCUGAGGAAGGCAACCUCACCAUCAAGCAGCGGCCCAAGGUGGGAGGGCCGCCCAGGGCUGAGAGCGUGGUGGAACCCCAGGCAGAGAAGGCAGUCCUGGAUGUGCCCGAGUUCAACCUGAAAGAGUCUGACACAGUGAAGCGGAGACACAAGCCCAAGGACAGGGACCCGGCUGGGGGCUCCCCCACCAGUGACAGCGAGGGCCAGAUGGAGUCGGACUCCAGCUCCGUUCGCCUUGAGGAAGUCAGGCUGGUCAGCCUGAGGAUCAGUGAGGCCAGUCUGGAGGGCCUGGAGACCCCAAUGGGUCCAGGAUCACCCCUCAAACCCCCCCUCUCCCCAAAACCUCCCGGAUCACGCGGACCACCUGUCACCGCCCCUAAACCGCCCAGGCACAGUUUGGCUUCUGCCACGGCCAUUGUGCCGCCCACCGUGACAGUCAACCCGGUGCAGAGUUUGGCUUUCUCAUCCCCACCGUCGCCCACACACACCCUAGUUGCCCCCCUCGUGGUCCCUCAGAGCCAAGCGGCCCACCCAGGGAGUGUCCACGUGGGAGGCCCUGGAGUGGACUCAGACCCGGGGGCGGUGGUGGAGGUGCAACAACAGAGACUGGAACAGACCAGCACCUCCCUGGAAGCAGCCCUGAAGGCCGUGGAGAGGAAACUCACCCAGGAGGACAACACCGAUGGUGGGGCGAACGCGGUGAAGUCGGCGGGCAACAUUCUGGAUGACAUUGGCAACAUGUUUGAUGACCUCGCCGACCAGCUAGAUGCUAUGCUGGACUAAAACCUGCCCCUUUCACACCAGUCCCACGGACCCCCCCCCGACUUUCAACCCAGAACCUCAGGAAGUACUGAUAGUGAGCGAGAGACAAUGGAGCAGGACACCCCCACCUCGGUGUCAACCCCUCUAAUAAAACAACUAAAACACGACACACCAACCCCUGCCAGCCUGUAGAAACUAUUUAGGACUAGGUUGGACUGGCAGGUAUGAAGUGGAAUUGUUUUAAUGAACUUCCCAGCUUCCACCUAGCCACUUCCUCUCCACCUAUCAACAGCAGCACUUAACCCUGCUCCAUGGCGCCCUGCCAUCCGCCCUGUUUGUUCCACACAGACCCAGCAUGGGUCCUUGGACCUAGACGAGCCAACUGCCUUGAGGGGUGGGCCAUACACAGCACCGGGUCAACAUUGGAUCGACUCCUUUCAAAUAUCCUUAUGACUCAAAUGUGCUGUUUUUUGGUUUCUUUCACCCAAACUCCUCUGUUCCUUCCUUUUAUUGGUGUGCCUUUCUUCCCCUCCUUUCUCAAACAGUAUCCUCCUCUGUGUGAGGUCAUUGUUUGGCCACUGUUGAAGUAGAGAGAACGAGAGAGAGAAGUGUAGUGUUUCUAUGCUGGCCUGUUGAAAGGCACCAUUCCUAGAUGGAAUAUUACCGUACAAUACCAUUUGUAUUAGACGUUUCUGUCAUUUUGACCUUUGAGUUUCACCAUGUCUAACCAUUUCAGUUUGAUCUUGUUAGUAUUCCAAAUCAAUGCUAUUGUUUUAUUCAUUUUAUACCAAGUGGCGUUGACUACAUUGAAACUUCCACGAGUCAUGAUGCCAGUUUGUACUUGUUAAACAGUUGUUGAUUUGCAGAAAUAUUGAGAUUAGGUGCUAAAUUACUUCUGCUUUCGUGAAGCUAUGUAAAAGUACUUGAUGAUGUUGUUUAUACAAAGGGAAAAUGAUAUUUAGCUAUUGUCACUGUCAACACUGUCAAAUAUAGAUGUGUGUCUUGUACAGCUGAGGGAUAACAUUCAAGAUACAGGUAUCAGUAAUAUACAUAUACUAUUUUUGGAAACAUUAUUCCUUUUAAUGUAGAUUAGCGCAACUAGUAUUUAAGUUAGAGUAUCUAAAUAUGUAUAUUGAAUACGUAUAGGUAUAUCUGGAAGCAGAAUAAUAUUCAACCAAAGUUCUUUGUACAGAUUUUCCUGAAAUAUUUUCAAGAUUUACAUGACAUAUUUCCUUAAAACACAAAACAGGGGUCAGGUGGUUCGUCUUCCUUAUUUUACCAUGAAUUAAAUAUAUUAAAUGAAAAAAUCUACAUGGUUAUCAAAAAUGUAUAAUACUGUAUGUAUUUUUCCUGUCGUCCCACAUGUUAUGGAUUUCUUCCAUAUUUGGGCAUGCUACACUACUAUCAGAGAACAUUAACUUUUCUAUGUUGCAUUUCAAAUUGUUCCUAUGAACUAUGGAAUCACUAACUUCUAUCAUUAAUCCUAAGUUGUAUGUUUGUGUAGUGUCCUCUGUACUGUAAAUGUCUGUGUGAAUGUCGUUUCCGGGUGUCACCUCUGUCAUUCUCAGGGACGUCCCACCUAUUGAGUUGAAACUGCUCUCACAUUAGACAUGCAGACGCAGCGUUGUGUUACGGGACAGGAGCACAGAUGUUUUGGAGCGCUGAGGUGGAGCCCUGCGUCAGUAAUGUGAAAGUUGUGUCUCAAACAGCUCUGACAUCCUAAUGGCACCUUGUUGAAGAUGGUUAUGUGAUUAUCUGCUAUGCUCUUCAGGACUCAAGACAGGUAUCUAGAGUUAACAGCUGGUCUCCAUUCAGCUGUAUCUUAUUUUACAGUUCACAUUAAAUUGUAUUGAAUUCUGG
Esox lucius (northern pike) is the source of this 6745-nucleotide messenger RNA. RefSeq names its product caskin-2. The coding region runs from base 818 to 4906 and encodes 1362 amino acids. The record is from RefSeq and is a predicted model, not a curated record. The transcript has 20 exons. NCBI's taxonomy places the organism in Eukaryota, Metazoa, Chordata, Actinopteri, Esociformes, Esocidae. Gene Ontology annotation, molecular function: protein binding.